AUGCAGGGCGCAAUUGAAGGAGAGAGCCGUGGUAACUACUUGCUCACCGUGCUUUCCAACCCCGAUGAUGCCGUGUCGACCAUUUUGAACCCGACGGAAGACUACAAGACAAGUGUGCUGAGUGGACUCGAUCCUAACACGAUCAUGGAAUGCGCUGGGCGAGCAUUGGGCUUUUGGGCUUACCAAAGUACACAAGAGAUAUUCUACCAAGAAUACCUUGGGAAGAGCCUCACCGAAAAGUAUGCCGGCCUGAGCACACAGAUGGACAAGGUCAUCCACAAUGCAAAUUCAGAGAUCUCAACCUUGCAUAGCAAAGUCUCAGACCUGCAAGCAGCACAAGAACAACUGCAGAAAAAGAAUCAAGAACUUGUCGAUCUCUACCGCGAGAAGUCCAAGAAGCUCGCGCAGAUGACAAACCUGUACAACUUGCUCAAAGCCCGUGCAAUGAAAUCUCGAAUGGAGACUGCAGCCUCCGAGAACGUCUCUCAAACCUUGAAUACCCUCUCAUCCCGCACUGGUCCCACCAUGCCCCUAGCCCAACCCCACCCAGCCCAACCCAGAACGUCAAUGCCGAAUAUUCAAAAGGCACGAACUCCCAAAACACCUUCGUUCCCUUUCAGCCCUGAAGGCGUGGAGCAAUUGCACCGUUACCAGCGCAGUGGGACUGGUAGCUCGAGAAUGUCGAGACCGCAGAUGGGAGGCAACCCAGCGAUGCCACCUCCAACGGGCCAUGCAGUUUUUAAUAUUCGAACUGCGCAAACUGGUGUGACAAACCAGCAGCACCGCACUCGUCUUCCACACUCGCAUCGUCCUCCGACGGUAACCUCUCAACUUCCCCCCGAAGAUGAGAUCCUUGCGCGGUUUGGAAAACAAUAG
Messenger RNA from Penicillium cataractarum, 876 nucleotides. RefSeq lists its product as uncharacterized. NCBI's taxonomy places the organism in Eukaryota, Fungi, Ascomycota, Eurotiomycetes, Eurotiales, Aspergillaceae. Gene Ontology annotation, cellular component: synaptonemal complex. The record is from RefSeq and is a predicted model, not a curated record. The coding region runs from base 1 to 876 and encodes 291 amino acids. Gene Ontology annotation, molecular function: ubiquitin protein ligase activity. The transcript is spliced from 5 exons. Gene Ontology annotation, biological process: reciprocal meiotic recombination.